Messenger RNA from Vicia villosa (hairy vetch), 2109 nucleotides. RefSeq lists its product as uncharacterized. The record is from RefSeq and is a predicted model, not a curated record. Lineage: Eukaryota; Viridiplantae; Streptophyta; Magnoliopsida; Fabales; Fabaceae. Gene Ontology annotation, molecular function: zinc ion binding. The transcript is spliced from 3 exons. The coding region runs from base 1 to 2109 and encodes 702 amino acids.
AUGCUAUGCUCCAAAGUGGGCCACGAGAGGACAUUUGCUAUAAAAACCAUUGUAGACAAACACACUUGUGCUAGGGUUUUAGACAAUAAAUCUGCAAAUUUAAGGUGGGUGGCUAAGAUUGUUUUGAAGAAGAUGCAGACCUCACAGGAUGUCAGAAUCACUGAUAUUAUACAAGAUCUGAGGCAAAAUUACUCUGUAUGUAUAACUGUGUGUAGGGCUUGGAAAGCAAAACUCAUAGCCAAGAAGAUGUUGGAGGGAGAUGCAGACAGACAGUAUGCAAUAUUGAGGAGGUAUGCUGCAGAAUUAUUAAGGGCCAGCCCUGGAAACACUUUGGCUAUAACUGUUGAAAGGCCUAAUCCAACAAUCCCACCAAGAUUUGGUUGCUUUUAUUUCUGCUUUGAGGGAUGUAAAAAGGGUUUCAUUAAAGGAUGUAGGCCCUUUGUGGGAGUGAAUGGCUGCCAUCUUAAAACAAAGUAUGGUGGUCAGUUGCUAAUUGAUGUAGGGAGGGACCCUAAUGAUCAGUAUUUUCCACUUGCUUUUGGGGUGGUGGAGACAGAAACAAAAGAAAGCUGGAAGUGGUUCUUGGAGCUGUUGAUGAAUGAUGUGGGCCAGAGCAACAGAUAUGUGUUCAUAUCAGACCAACAAAAGGGUCUUGUUGCAGUCUUUGAAGAGAUGUUUGAAAGAAUUGAGCACAGGGUUUGUUUAAGGCAUUUAUAUGCCGAUUUCAAGAAAAAAUUUGGAGGGGGUGCACUCAUUAGAGAUCUAAUAAUGGAGGCUGCAAAAGCCACUUACUACCAAGGUUGGCUCCAAAAGAUGAAUGAAUUAAAGUUGAAAGAUCUUGAUGCCUGGACAUGGUUAAUGGGUGUUCCUCCAAAAUCAUGGUGUAAGCAUGCUUUUUCCUUUUACCCUAAAUGUGAUGUACUCAUGAACAACAUAUCUGAAUCAUUUAAUGCUACCAUUUUAAGUGUAAGAGACAAACCUAUUUUGACCAUGUGUGAGUGGAUUAGGCUGUAUUUGAUGAAUAGAUGUUCUGCCUCAUCAGCCAAGCUAAAAAAAUGGCCUCAUAAAGUAAUGCCUAUACCUAGGAAGAGGCUUGAUAAAGAAGUCAUGCUAAGUGGGCACUGGUUGCCCACUUGGGCAAUGGAAGAGACCUUUGAGGUGAAUCAUUCAUAUAAUGGUCAGAAGUUUGUAGUUGACAUUGCUAAGAGAAGUUGUAGUUGUAAUUUCUGGGAGCUAGUUGGCAUCCCUUGUAGACAUGCUAUUGCUGCUCUAUGUUUCAGACAACAGAAUCCUGAAGAUUUUGUAGACAAUUGUUAUCAUAGGGACAAGUAUGCCAUAUGUUAUAGUUUUGCUAUAAGUCCGAUAAAUGGUGAAGAAAUGUGGCCUGAAGUAGAAGCUGAUCCAAUAAUGCCCCCCAUGUACAAGAGAGGUCCUGGCAGGUCUAACAAAUUAAGGAUUAGAGAGUGUGGAGAAGAAGGUGCUAGAAGAAGGAGAUUACCAGGUGUGUCUUAUAGGUGUACCAUUUGUGACAAAUUUGGUCACAAUGCUCAAACUUGCAAAAGCACAACUCAAAAUCCCAAUGCACUUAAAAGAAAGAGGAAAUUUAAAUUGGAUGCUCAAACUGCUGCAACUCAUGAAGAUGAAACUGGUGCAAGUCAUGUAGCCCAAACUGCUGCAACAGAUGGAGUUCAAACUGAGGCAACUCAUGAAGUUCAAACUGAAGGGAAAACAUUUGGACAAGCUGAACCACAAACUCAGGCUGCACAAAAUGUUAAUGAUAAUGCAGAGAAUGGAGCAACACAAGAACCUGCACUGACACAUCAGACUGAUUUUUUUGGAGACAUCACUGAUGAUGUGAUCUCAAGCCUGCCAGACUUUAACUCUACCCAAUGCUCUGCUGUUGAUGGAACCUCACAAAGGAGAGGUAAGAAAAAGAUGUCACCUACCAAGCCAAUCAAGAGGAGGACAAGUGAAAGACAGAAGUUGUUCUGGUUUAAAAAACCAAUCACUGGCCCAGGUGCUAACUCUGAAGAACCAUUAUCAUUAACUGAUGAAGAGAACAAUGUUGAGUCAAGGCGUGGGAAGAAGAAAUUGAAGAAGAAGUAUUAA